AUGAACAACGAACAAAUAGAAGAAUAUGAAUCAUUAAAAGAAGUUUUUAAAUAUAAUGACUUAAUUAAUUUUAAUAAAAUAGACCAAAAUCAUUAUCGAGUUCAUAUUUGUUUUUCUUCUUCUUGUUCUUUAAUUCUAUUUUAUUAUUUACCAAAUAAUUAUCCUUUUGAAGAAAUUCCUCGUUUUGAAGCAAAAACAAAAAAAAAUUGGUUAAGUGAUGGUCAGUUAAAUGUUUGUGUUGAUGAAGCUGAGAGAAUAGCAAAUGAAUAUAAAGGAGGACAAUGUAUUUAUGCAAUUGUUGAUUAUUUACAAAGUGAAGAAUUUCUUCAAAAAAUUAAUGCUAAAAUUUAUAAAGAUGAUGAAGCAGAAAAAGAGAUUCAAGCAAAACAAGAAAUUAUUUCUAAAGAAGAAAAUGAAGAAAGUGUUAUGCAUGGACUUUCAGUAAAAGGAAUUCCUAUUUUUGUUUCUAAUCCAAUUAAUGAUCGUAAAAGUAAGUUUAUUGCAUUUGCUGCACCAGUAACUAAUGAAAAAGAAGUUAGAAUUGUAUUUGAAGAGUUAUUAAGAAAUAAAAAGAUAUCUAUAGCAACUCAUAAUAUUCAAGCUUAUAGACUAGAAAUAAACGGUUCUAUUAUUUGUGAUUUUGAUGAUGAUGGUGAACAUGCUGCUGGUAAACAAUUAUUAAAAAGUCUUGAACAAAUAUCUGCAACUAAUGUUUGUGUUAUGGUUUCACGUUGGUUUGGAGGAAUAUUAUUAGGACCUGACAGGUUUAAAGAUAUCAUAAUGGCUGCACAAGAUGCCAUUAAUAUUAUGAAUACAUCUUUACAAACAACAAGUACUACAAAAGUAAAGAAGAAUUAA
Messenger RNA from Entamoeba histolytica HM-1:IMSS, 858 nucleotides. RefSeq lists its product as uncharacterized. NCBI's taxonomy places the organism in Eukaryota, Evosea, Mastigamoebida, Endamoebidae. Gene Ontology annotation, molecular function: protein binding. The coding region runs from base 1 to 858 and encodes 285 amino acids. Gene Ontology annotation, cellular component: cytoplasm. Gene Ontology annotation, biological process: regulation of translational initiation. The transcript has a single exon. The record is from RefSeq and is a predicted model, not a curated record.